CUUCUUCAGCCUGCUGACAGCUGCUUGUCAGAGUCCAGAUGAAUGCCAAAGAGGAGCCUGGAGUGUUGGAGUAGAGUGUGAUGGUCUCCGGCUGAUACCCCUCACACAGUGUCCCUCACACUGGGACAUCACUGCUCCCUCCAGGACCCGAUGAUUACAGGGCAGCUGAGCAAGCCGCUGCUCUCCCUGCGCAGCGACAUGAGCGCAGCAGAACUCCGGGCGGACGACAAAGCGGCCACCCCAGACAGCGAUCUGAACGACGAGCCCCUGCUCCUGCCCUCCGAGGCCACGGACAGAGAGGGCACUCCAAACAAGCUGUACGGAGCUUGUGAUGGUUCGGUCCAGUCUGACACCAGCAGCAGUCCUUCUGAGCAGAGUCAUCUGGGCCAUUCCCACCCAGCGUUCUCCAUGGGUCAACAGUCUCUCCUGGUGGCCCAGCAGCUGGCCAAUGCAGUGGGCGGCGUGAUGUCGGGGGCGGCGCAGGGCAUGAACCAGCCCAUCCUCAUCCCCUUCAACGCAGGCGGACACCUGGGGGGGCAGCAGGGCCUCGUCCUCUCUCUGCCCACUGCCAACCUCCAGAGCCUGGUGGCUGCUGCUGCUGCGGGGGGGCUCAUGACGCUCCCGCUCCAGAACCUGCAAGGUAAGGAAGAGGGCAGACUGACUUCACAGAGGCAAAAACUAGUAUCAGUGCAGCUUAAAAGGUCCCGUAGGAGGCCUGAGGAGUGUGUAAACCCACUCCAACACCUGCAGCAGCUCCAGCAGAUGCAGCAGCACCACCACCAGCAGCAGCAGCAACAACAACAACAACAGCAACAGAUCCAACAGAUCCAACACCAUCACCAACAGACCCUCUCCCACAGCCACAACGUGCUGCAAUCCCAGCAUCACAUGACCCCGCCCAGCCAGCAGCAGACCUCAAUCCCCUCUCCGGGCUCCACCUGCUCCUCCACCUCUGGACACCAGCAGCACUCCCCACCCCACCGGCCCAACCACUCCCCGGCCCGCAGCCUUCCUUCGCCCGUCACCCCACCCAUGCCUCUGUCGCUGAACCCAUUGGCCAGCCAGGUGGCGGUAGCGGCGGCAGCAGCAGCCAUGGGAUCCAUGGCCGGGUCUCAAGUGUUCGGCAACGCCCUGUCAAACCUGCAAGGAGCCACCGGACAGCUGGUCACCAACGCACAAGGACAGAUAAUUGGAACAAUCCCACUGAUGCCCAACUCUGCAGGGCCCUCCAGCCAAUCAGGGGGUGGCAACCCAGCACUGCAGGUACAGCCAAUUACACCUCAGCUUCUGACCAACGCUCAAGGCCAGAUCAUCGCCACGGUGAUCGGCAAUCAGAUCCUGCCUGUCAUCAACACCCAGGGAAUCACGCUGUCACCAAUCAAGCCUGGACAGCAGGCUCAGCAGGGUCAGACAGGCCCUGUAUCGUCUCAGCCCAACCUGCUCCACAUGCCCCACAGACAGAGUCCUCUCCACCAGCAAACAUCCACAAAAGAAAAUCCCAUGACAGAAUCAGAGACGUCUUCUGAGAGAGAAGAUGAAAUGUCAUUUCAUUCGCCGGCCACAAACAAAAUGUACUCCAAUGUGGAGAUUCGCAAACAGCAUUUCUUUUUAUUUACCGCCCCCAGCGAGGUGGACGGGGUCAACCUGGAGGAGAUCCGUGAAUUCGCCAAAGCAUUCAAGAUCCGCCGCCUGUCCCUGGGCCUGACUCAGACUCAGGUGGGCCAGGCGCUGAGCGCGGCCGAGGGUCCGGCGUACAGCCAGUCUGCUAUCUGCAGACACACCAUCCUGAGAAGCCACUUUUUCCUACCACAGGAAGCCCAAGAGAACACAUUAGGUAGCAGUCUGACAGGCAAACUGAACCCUGGCCUUUUAUAUCCUGCCAGGUUUGAGAAGUUGGACAUCACCCCUAAAAGCGCCCAGAAGAUUAAGCCCGUUCUGGAGCGCUGGAUGGCCGAGGCUGAAGCCCGCCACCGGUCCGGCAUGCAGAACCUGACUGAGUUUAUCGGCAGCGAGCCUUCCAAAAAACGCAAGCGGAGGACCUCUUUCACCCCACAGGCGCUCGAGAUCCUCAACAGCCACUUUGAGAAGAACACACACCCCUCCGGACAGGAAAUGACGGAAAUAGCCGAGAAGCUGAACUAUGACCGGGAGGUGGUGCGGGUCUGGUUCUGUAACAAGAGACAAGCUUUGAAAAACACGGUAAAGCGUUUGAAAGGUCCGGAGCUGGGCCCGGCCGGAGCCAUGGACCCGCUGUCCGACUGUCUAGAGGAGCUGCCCAAAUGAACCACAGCUUAACAGUGGAGGGGAAGAGAGGCAGCCAUUAAUAACCAGAGGGAUGGACUCAUCUUGAACCGAACAAUGUUACAGAGUCACCUGGACGGACAGUGAUGAGUUUGCAAACAAAAACGAUGUGUUGUCAGUGUGAUUACCACAGCUAUGUAAAUGACCUUGGCGAAACCAAAAACAAGAAAAAAGAGAUUAAUAUCUGAGAAUUAUGUAAAAACAUACGGUGUGCUGUUUCAAAGAGUUUUAGAUUCUGGCCGUACAGACCAGACUAUCGCCCACAUUUUGGUUCCCACCAGGAGGGAUUUAGUAAAGAGAUCAUACCAAAUCAAAACACUAUUUACCAAAGUCUGUUGCAUCUGAGUACUAAGAAUAAUUUUGUAAUGUAAAUGUGCUCUAAAUUUCUACAUUUGUACUGGCAAAUCUAAGCUAUAUGUGUGAGGUUGAGUAUACAUUUUAUCUUUGUCUCGCUUACUUUUUUCUUCAUUGUUUGUAUGUAAAUAUCUGAAAAAAAAAAAAAAUGCUGUCAUCCAAGUGAAACCACACUGAUAAACGUUCUCUUUUUGGACAAAAAGAAAAUGCUGUUGAA
Notothenia coriiceps (black rockcod) is the source of this 2872-nucleotide messenger RNA. It is a transcript of the gene pou6f2, whose product is annotated as POU class 6 homeobox 2. The record is from RefSeq and is a predicted model, not a curated record. Gene Ontology annotation, molecular function: RNA polymerase II cis-regulatory region sequence-specific DNA binding; DNA-binding transcription factor activity, RNA polymerase II-specific. Gene Ontology annotation, biological process: regulation of transcription by RNA polymerase II. NCBI's taxonomy places the organism in Eukaryota, Metazoa, Chordata, Actinopteri, Perciformes, Nototheniidae.